This is a messenger RNA of Sphenostylis stenocarpa, 1824 nucleotides long. Lineage: Eukaryota; Viridiplantae; Streptophyta; Magnoliopsida; Fabales; Fabaceae. The record is from the annotation of a GenBank genome assembly.
AUGGGUAUGGCUUUUAACAGCUUGUAUGUUUGCACACUCUGUGUUUCCCUUGUGCUAUGCUUCUUCACGUCGAUUUCCAUAGCUGAUAAUAGCCAUGCAGUCGUUCCACCAGAAACCAUAUGCUACUCAACCUUGGACCCUUCUUACUGCAAAUUUGUUCUUGCCAAUCAAAAUGGUAGCAUAUAUGACUAUUGCCACAUUUCUGUUCGAAAAUCCCUGUCCCAGUCGCGUAAGUUAUUGAACGUGGUGUACUCAUAUCUUCAAAAUCCCUCUUCUUUCUCCCAACCCACCAUCCGAGCCCUUGAAGAUUGCCAAUUACUUUCUGAACUGAACUUUGACUACUUAUCAACAACCCAUGACACUGUCGAUAAAGCUAGCGAUGUUCUUCCCACCUCUCAAACAGACGAUGUUCACACAUUGCUUAGUGCUGUUUUGACAAAUCAGCAAACUUGUUUAGAUGGACUUCAAACCUCAGUUUCAGAUACAAGAGUGAAGAAUGGUCUUUCUUCCCAACUCUCGGAUGAUAUGAAGCUUAAUAGUGUCUCGCUUUAUUUGUUCACCAAGGCUUGGGUUCCUGAGAACAAAAUAUGGCAGCACCAUGGAGCAGCCAUCCAGAAUGAUGGAUUACCCUUGAAGAUGCCAAACAAAGUUCGUGCCAUUUAUGAUUCUGCUAAAGGUCAGGGGAGGAAACUACUUCAAACAUCGGAUGACAGUGAAAGCGUGGUUGUGAGUGAUAUUGUGGUGGUUAGUAAAAAUGGAAGUGGAAACUUUACCACCAUAAACGAUGCCAUAGCUGCUGCACCAAAUAACACAGCUGUUACGGAUGGCUACUUCAUUAUUUUUAUCACCGAGGGUGUAUAUCAAGAGUAUCUAUCGAUAGCGAAAAACAAGAAGUUCUUGAUGUUAAUUGGAGACGGAAUCAAUCGGACAAUUAUCUCUGGUGAUCACAACGUUGUUGAUAGCUUUACAACAUUCAACUCAGCAACAUUUGCUGUGGUAGGAGAAGGAUUCGUUGCAAUGAACAUAACAUUCCGCAACACUGCUGGGCCAAGCAAGCACCAAGCAGUUGCAGUAAGAAAUGGAGCAGAUAUGUCCACCUUCUAUAGCUGUAGUUUUGAAGGGUACCAAGACACUUUAUACACUCAUUCUCUGAGGCAGUUUUAUCGCGAAUGUGACAUAUAUGGCACAGUUGACUUCAUAUUUGGAAACGCAGCUGCUGUUUUUCAAAACUGCAACAUGUAUCCCCGCCUUCCCAUGAGUGGACAGUUCAACGCCAUCACUGCACAAGGUCGAACUGAUCCAAAUCAAAACACUGGCUUUUCCAUACAAAAUGCCACCAUAAAAGCAGCACAGGAUUUUGCUCCAAUGGUUGGUAAUGCGGAAACAUACCUUGGAAGGCCAUGGAAGGAGUACUCAAGAACUGUUUAUAUGCAGUCUUUCAUGGAUAGUUUGAUAGCUCCUGCUGGUUGGCAUGAAUGGAAUGGGAAUUUCGCACUCAGCACAUUGUAUUACGCAGAAUAUGAUAACAUGGGUCCCGGUUCAAACACUGGCAAACGAGUGAACUGGUCUGGGUAUCAUGUUAUCGAUGCCACUGAUGCAGCAAAUUUUACUGUGUCUAACUUCUUGGAUGGGGAUGAUUGGGUGCCUCAAACUAGCAUUCCGUACCAGGCAUCUUUAAAUAUUAACAUUGAGCAUGUGCUGAACUUCGCUGAUAGUGGCGGGUUCUAUCGCGAUGAGAUGAAUGGGAAAUCCCGUCGUUACAUUUUCCAAGAUGCGUGUCAUGUAAUUCGAUGCUUAUUGACAAAGUCUACAUUGGUUGACUAA